UACAUUUCCCAUGAUGCACCGUCCUGUCGUAAACAUCAGUCUGGUAAAGCACUGGUUCCGGCAGAUUGAAGUUGUAUAAUUUCCAGUCCUUUUGGACACGCUCUAAAAAUCUGAAUGAUAUUAUACACAGAAACAGCUUGGCUUGCGCAGAAUACACGCCAGUUUUGUUAUGAUCACAACUAACUGACUAAUUAUUUUUACGACAAGAGCUCCGAGAAGCCGCGAGUUGUUUGGUUUCAGAUACCAGAACAGAGGAGUGAUGUGGUGUUAGCAAGACCCCGCGUUUGGAGGGUGUUUCGGGAUUAUCUCUGGAUUGUUUUCCCUUGGUAAACCCCCGUCCACCGGAGAAACAUGUCGCUGGCCCCGAAGGAGCUGUCCAAUCUUCUGGGGAUCAUCUCUGAGGAGGCCUGCACGAACACUUUCGAGGGCCUCUCCACGGCCUUCCACCAUUACUUUGGGAAAGCGGAACACUUCCGAGUGGGCUCGGUGCUAGUGAUGCUCCUGCAGCAGCCCGAUUUACUACCUAGCUCCCCGCAGCGCCUCACCGCGCUGUACCUACUGUGGGAGAUGUACCGCACCGAACCGCUCGCCGCAAACCCCUUUGCCGCUGUCUUUGCCCAUCUCCUGAACCCGGCGCCAGUCGGAGAGGAGCAGGAGAAACCGCUCUCCGGUUUUCUGCCUCCCAUAACAUUGCCAGAAAAGUUUUUCCUCUCCCAGCUCAUGCUGGCUCCACCUAGGGAGCUCUUCAAGAAAACCCCUCGACAGAUCUCAUGCAUGGAUGUUGGUAACAUGCCUCAGUCUGUGGAUAUAAGUGGGCUUCAGCUGGCCUUGGCAGAACGUCAGUCAGAGCUGCCAACUCAAAGCAAGGCCAGCUUUCCCAGUGUUCUCAAUGAUCCGGACCCAGAUUCUUCCAACUCUGGAUUCGACAGCUCCGUAGCCAAUCAGAUUACAGAAGCCUUAGUUAGUGGGCCACGACCACCAAUAGAAAGUCACUUUCGCCCGGAGUUCAUCCGGCCUGCCCCUCCACUGCACGUGUGUGACGAUGAGUUGGCCUGGCUUAACCCUUCAGAGCCUGACCACACCAUCCAGUGGGACCGCUCUAUGUGUGUGAAGAACAGCACUGGCGUAGAGAUCAAGCGCGUCAUGUCCAAGGCUUUCAAAAGUCCACUGUCUGCACAGCAGCAGACACAGCUGCUUGGGGAGCUAGAAAAGGAUCCUAAACUGGUUUAUCACAUUGGACUGACCCCGGCCAAACUGCCUGACCUGGUAGAAAACAACCCGCUGGCUGCAAUCGAGAUGUUGCUGAAACUGAUGCAGUCAAGUCAGAUCACGGAGUAUUUCUCUGUGCUUGUCAAUAUGGACAUGUCUCUCCACUCCAUGGAGGUGGUAAAUAGGCUUACAACAGCAGUAGAUCUCCCUCCAGAAUUCAUCCAUUUAUACAUUUCAAAUUGCAUCUCCACCUGUGAGCAGAUCAAAGACAAGUACAUGCAGAAUCGUUUGGUGCGCCUCGUCUGUGUUUUCCUCCAGUCUUUGAUCCGGAAUAAAAUCAUCAACGUCCAGGACUUGUUUAUUGAAGUUCAGGCAUUUUGUAUUGAGUUCAGCCGGAUAAGAGAGGCAGCUGGCCUUUUCCGAUUGCUGAAAACAUUGGACACAGGAGAGAACCCCUCCGAGGCCAAGCCCAGCAAAUAAAGGAGAUUAAUUGUGGACUAAUGAAGCACUUGGCUUUUGAAAUGAAUUAGAACCUUCUUGUUAUUGUUUUGUAUGGAUUGUGUACACAUUUUACAAGGUGGCAUUCUCGACAGUGAUCUUUAUUUCUGUUCAGAUAUAAAUGCUGAAGAAACAUUACGUGUUCUUUCACUUAAUUUGAUAUACUUUAAAACAUAGUUUAUUACUGCAGGUACAUUUCUAUUUACUGUACUGUAGGUUAUGUUUUUAAAUGUGACUGAAGAUAGUCUGUUCAUAUUGUAGACGUGUUUGGAUAAUGAAACUUUUUUUAAAGGGAAACAGUGUAUUCACACAUCUGUCUGAUCAGGCUGUAUUUUCAUGAGGCUCCUGAUGGCAUGGAUAAACCGUGAUAGACUAUAGCCUGCCUGAUAUUUGCAGUUUUUUUUUAUUAUUUUCAUUGACACAUUUUGAUGUUUUUGUUUUGAUUUGAACUUCCUGAAUUUCUCUGGUUUCACUGAGGUAACUUCUUGUUUUUAAUUUUUAUUUGCUUUAGUAUUUUUUUUUUUAUUUGUCUAUUUCUGCAUGAACAAUUUGAAAUCUGAAGGUCGUUGUUUUUUUUAAUUCUGUUUUGAAAGGCUGACAUUUUUACGUUCCUGGAAACUAUUGUGGGUGAAAUCUGCAAUCACAGGCCUACGUUUUUUCAGCUCGCACGGGAUAAAAGAUUUGGUGUUUCAGAUCAUUCAGAAAUUUAUAAUAAUAAUGUUUUUUCUCAGUUGUUUAUAAUGCAGGAAUCUGAAAAUGUCUAACUCACAAAUGCUGAUUUGAGAGUAUGUGAACAUGAUAAAGUUGAAAGUACAACACAA
Acipenser ruthenus (sterlet) is the source of this 2528-nucleotide messenger RNA. RefSeq names its product CCR4-NOT transcription complex subunit 11-like. Gene Ontology annotation, biological process: negative regulation of translation; mRNA catabolic process. Gene Ontology annotation, cellular component: CCR4-NOT complex. Lineage: Eukaryota; Metazoa; Chordata; Actinopteri; Acipenseriformes; Acipenseridae. Bases 352 to 1689 code for a protein of 445 amino acids. The transcript has 7 exons. The record is from RefSeq and is a predicted model, not a curated record.